AUGGUGGCGAGUCCACCGGGUGGCCCGGGCGCACCACGAGAGGAGGUGCCCCGCCCGCCGCCGCCCCCCGCCCCGCGCAACGGCUCUCCCAAACAAGGCGCCCUCACAAUAGUCCGUCGCUCGUCCAGUCGCGGCAAAUCAGAAACGUCGCCUCCAACGGACGAGCAACUCGACCAGCUCGAUCUGGAAACAGAGCACUUGCCCGCCGUCGACACGCCCGACGCCUGCGAUAAGGCCGCACUCAGAUUACGCUAUCUCCUUAGACAAUUAAACAGAGGUGAAAUUCCAGCGGAGACACUACAAAAGAACCUUCAAUAUGCAGCCAAAGUACUUGAAGCUGUAUACAUCGAUGAAACCAAGGAUAGGAGAGAUGCCGAGCAGCCACGUGUGCAGCCAGCGACACUUCACAUGAGGCGUCUACGCACUCCAUGCUGGGCGAGAUGUUCAGUAGAGAAACCAAACGAAGCAAAACCGGCCGUGGCGCGACAGCAAUCUGCGCCGACCCUGGUGUUUAGGAGACUGGCAGAUGAGGACGACGAGUUAUCAGAAGUACAACCAGACGCAGUGCCUCCAGAAGUACGGGAAUGGUUGGCGUCGACCUUCACAAGGCAGUUGGCGACAGCAAAACGGAAGUCGGAUGAGAAACCAAAGUUCAGAUCAGUGGCUCAUGCGAUCAGGGCUGGGAUAUUUGUGGAUAGGAUCUACAGGAGGGUCACUAAUACUGCGCUUAUGCAAUUUCCUCAAGAUGUGGUCAGAGUUCUCAAAACAUUAGACGAAUGGUCAUUCGACGUGUUUGCUUUGCACGAGGCAGCGGCAGGGCAGCCAGUCAAAUAUUUGGGAUACGAACUCCUCAACAGAUAUGGAAUGAUACACAAAUUUAAGGUGCCGUCUACGAUCCUCGAGAACUUUCUGAGUCGAAUAGAAGAGGGCUACUGCAAGUUCCACAACCCCUACCAUAAUAACCUUCACGCGGCAGACGUGGCGCAAACCGUACAUUACAUGCUGUGCCAAACUGGACUCAUGAACUGGCUCUCCGAUCUCGAAAUAUUCGCAACACUAGUAGCAGCCGUGGUACAUGACUUCGAGCAUACAGGCACCACCAACAACUUCCACGUGAUGUCAGGCUCCGACACCGCUCUGCUCUACAACGAUAGAGCAGUGCUCGAGAAUCAUCAUAUAAGCGCUGCCUUUCGAUUAAUUCGUGAUGAAGACUGCAAUAUACUCCAGAACCUCUCCCGCGAUGAGUUCCGUGAAUUUCGAACCCUUGUCAUUGACAUGGUGUUGGCUACGGACAUGUCCUUCCACUUCCAGCAGCUGAAGAACAUGAGAUCACUGCUGUCACUAGCAGAGCCAGGUGUUGACAAGUCAAAAGCCGUGUCUUUGGUGCUGCAUUGCUGUGAUAUCUCUCAUCCAGCUAAGAGAUGGGACCUCCAUCACAGGUGGACAAUGAGUUUGCUAGAUGAAUUCUUCCUCCAAGGCGACAAAGAAAGAGAGCUAGGACUACCGUUCAGUCCACUCUGUGACAGAAAUAAUACCUUGGUGGCGGAAUCUCAGAUCGGCUUCAUAGAUUUCAUCGUGGAACCUAGCAUGGGGGUUUGCGCUGAUAUGCUGGAGUGUAUACUGGGACCAUUGCACUCUAGCUCGAAGAAUUCUACAAGCACUUCUGGUCAAGAACCCAUUAAUGAAGAGGGCACAGGUGCAGAAACGCACAAGAAAUUCAAAAUUAAGAAACCCUGGGUGGCUUGCCUGAUGGAUAACAAGAAGAUAUGGAAGGAGCAAGCUACAAAAGACGCCGAAGCGAGGGCCAGAUUGGAAGAGGAGGACACGAACGGUACCUCACCUCCAACAGAAGAAUAAUAUUUAGCCACAUUUGUAAAUAGCGUGAAGACUAGUUGUUACAACAUGUUUCAGUCGUUUUUAAAGAAAAGCUAAGCAAUUCAAUGUCGUAGUCGCUUAACGCUGGCAUUGUGUUGUUUGCACAAAUUGAGGCCGAAAGAAUGUUUUUUCUUUCUACAUGCGUCUCAUCAAAGUACCUAGGUAUCUAUUAGUUUAUAGGUGUCAUAAAGUAGACAAAGUGUAGUGUAGUAGGUAGGUUUCGACUAUAUGCUCGAUA
This is a messenger RNA of Pararge aegeria (speckled wood butterfly), 2113 nucleotides long. It is a transcript of the gene Pde1c, whose product is annotated as calcium/calmodulin-dependent 3',5'-cyclic nucleotide phosphodiesterase 1. The coding region runs from base 1 to 1857 and encodes 618 amino acids. The transcript is spliced from 14 exons. Gene Ontology annotation, molecular function: 3',5'-cyclic-AMP phosphodiesterase activity. NCBI's taxonomy places the organism in Eukaryota, Metazoa, Arthropoda, Insecta, Lepidoptera, Nymphalidae. The record is from RefSeq and is a predicted model, not a curated record. Gene Ontology annotation, biological process: signal transduction.